AUGGAGAACACGGCUCCAUUUCAGCCGUGGACAGUAGAAGAAAGUUCUAAAAAUGUAAAAUCAGAAAAGGAAUUAGCCGAUGACGCGAAACUUCAUCGGGAAAAUGUCAAUCAUCCAAAACACAGGCAAACUGCGUCUUACGAUAAAGAGACUAUCGUUGCUUCAAGUAAUAAUCCGGGACCAUCGGGUUCGUCGGAGACGGGCUCGGACCCGGCCAUCGGGAAGGAGUCAAAAAUGGAUUCUGGAAAAAUUUCGUCCAUGCAACAAAUCGUUGAAAACACUAUAAGUCAAGAAGGAAAACAAAGGGUGUCUCAGUUAUUAGAGGCAGUGGAAGCUCUUAGUGGUGCUGAGAGACUGCUGCUCUAUCUCCGUCUUCCCACUGGUGUUCCACCUCAUGACCCCUUAAAACAGCCUGUAAAUCCAUUAGGUUCAAGAGCUGAGCUCCAACAAACAGUCACAUGGAUACAAACACACCUGGAAGUUGAUCCAGACGUUUCCCUUCCGAAACAGGAUGUAUAUGAUGAAUAUAUCGCUCAUUGCAUGAGUAGCAACAUGAAGCCUCUUUCCACGGCCGAUUUUGGCAAAGUUAUGAAGCAGGUUUAUCCAAGUGUACGACCGAGACGGCUCGGUACCAGAGGAAACUCGAGGUAUUGCUAUGCUGGCCUACGAAAAAAGGUGAAACUGGAAGUUCCUCAACUACCAGAUUUGGGGGAGGCAUCCAAGGAAGGACAUGUGGGGUCUAGGGAGAAUGAAAGAAUAAUAUGUGAUUGGGCGGAAACUAAACUAGGUGUGAAGUUCAACAGCAUAAUUGAGCUUUCACGACACUUGGCAUCGCUGAGCGCACAGCGAGCCCCACCCGGACCAUCAAGUGCUUCGCCACCGCCGAUGUCGGUCCUAGUACCAAAUGAAGAGUCUUCUGGUCCACAAUUACUUAAGCAACUGAAGCGGAAAUUACAGGGUACUCCCGGACGACCAAAGAAAAACAAAGGUCAAGAUAUAAUCGUAGAAUCGCCGCCAUCUACCUCAUACAUGGCCAGCCAGCACCCGCCAGUGAAACACGAGAGUGAGAUGAUCCCGGAGGCGAGCUACGCAUACCAGCAGCCGUACGUACCCGUGUACGAUGUGCGACCGCCGUUCCCAUACGCGGCACCGCCCAGAGCCCACCCCCCACACGUCUCGCCCGUGCCCCACCCUCUCGCCAUACACGAAUACCGUCCCGACCCUUAUGUCUUUGAGCCGCCGUACGUCCCGCGGGAGGACACUGCGCAUAACCUUCCUAUCAAUCUUAGCACCGACGCGUCUCUCGAUCUUUCCACCGAAAGAACGGAAUGGCAGCGACGGCGACCUCCCGACCCGCAGACGCAUCGCCUCCCCCUCCCCGGAAAGAAACUCAUCCUUGAAACAUACCAAAGCGAAACCCAAGCGAGCUCGCCGCGUUCACACACCGAGACCUAUCUGCCAAAAAAGAUGCGCGCUGCCGAAAUCCUCGGCGGCAAGGUGAGCGCAUCGAGGCAGACCGCACCGGGCCCGGAUCAGGCCACCUCCAGCACUGCUAGUUUUGACCCGUCUCUCCGUUCUGAGGUUGCUUUUUUAGAGGAUCCAAAAAACUUACCGAGCCGGUCCAAAAGCACCGCCGCGGCGCUGGCCCGGGAGGAACAGGAGGCGGCGAGUCCGACGCGCGCGGUGAAGGCUCAGGCGGCUAAAUGCGAGCGCGCCGGGCGGAAGCAUUGCGGCCGAGCCGCGAGCCCCGCGCCCCCGGACCCCCUCCAGGGGCCCGCCUCCGACUCGUGCUGCGGCAUCGACGGCAUCAAUAUCAAAACCGGCAUGAUAUGCGGGGAGAAGCAUUCCGAGAUACUGAAUCGGGAGCGAGUGAUCAGCAUUUGCAACAUCGACAAACACGCCCUCGACGACUACCUCAACGAGAACAACAGCCAAGAGCACGAAGAGGAGCUCUUGAAGUAUUUUCACCCGAAGGACACGGACAAGGACGCACCGCCAAACGCCAACGCGGCGGGAAAUUCGUCCGCUUUUUUAGAAACUAGUCAAGACACCCACGACGAGCACAGUCAAGGAAAGAACGAGAAGAUAUCGCAGUUACGGGAAUUGUUAGCGAAGAAUUUAAAAAAUCCCAGCGGAACUAACCCGCCCACGAUGUCGGCUAAUUUGGAUCAGGAAGUUUCUGUCGAAUCCUACAGUCAAGAGAACAAAAUAGCGGACGCAGAGGGGGCCUUCAAGCCUGUCAUUAGUUUAGAGAACUCGACCAACGAUUCAAAUUUUGCCAUGCAGAAUGAGAUUUCCAAUAAACAGUGUAACGCAAUGACGAACGGUAACGAUAGUUCGGCAACCUAUAAUUGUGACAAUCCAUCACAACUGAUCAGCGGUGUCGGACCGCAUCUGUAUAACGGCAACUGCAACAAUGAGCCGCAGAGCCCCACCACCAGGACACAACAGUACGACUUCGUGCCCAUAUCGGACGGGUGUCAUUCGCCGAGGAAUUUCAAUUCGAAAUCCCCAUUAGGGUUCGGUCAGCGCAUCAACAGCCCGACCAAAGCGUCCAAGCCGGGCAUCAUGACCGGGUCGCUGCAGACCUCUCCGGUGUCGCAUAGCACCGCGGCCAGCCCGUUCGUCAGCCCGCGGAACACACCGGUGCCCAGAUCGCGGCUGUGUUCGAGGCCUAUACCGAAACUCACCGGGCGAAAGAGGCGGAAUCCGUUGACGUUGGGCAUGGCCGAUCACUGCUCCAACAAUAAUAGACCGUUCGCUAUUCCAAAUGACCAAAAAUUCGUCACAAAGACGUCGUGCAAUACGAGUAUAAAAUACUGUCAGCCCAUGUCGGCACCGCCGUCGCCCAAUAUCCUGUCGCACUACAAGUACCAAGCGCUUCAGAAUUCCGGGAUCCCCAACGGCAUCAACAACAUGUGUCUCUUCUCAGCUAAUUCCUUUCGCGAUAACGUCAACGGCGACAGCGCUCAGCCUCUCUCGGCGGAUCCGCUGUCGAGCGAGGUGAGUCAGUUCUUCCAAGAGCCGAUGCCCAAUUACCGACCCAGCCACGACACGACGUUUCGAUCUCAAUCGGUCCCGCUGAAACAAGCUAUCAAUAAUAUGACGUUACUCAGCUACAACAACACUCCGGUCGGUUCGGUGCCGCCUACCCCUGUACCCAACGAGUUUUGCGACUUUGGUUCUUUAGCCGACUGCGACAUAUCCAAAGCGGGCCUCAAUCCCGAAACGCUGGAUAAGAUUUACGACGCCAUAGAUAGCAGUAACGAAGUCCUCAAUGCGGGCACGACGACGAGUCUUUUGAAUUCGAAUAAUCCGCUGACUAACGGAUGUGACACGUUGUCAAAUCAACCGAUGCUGACGGACGAACAUUUGAGCACGUUUAUACCGACGGGUAGCGAGCUACUAGAUAGAAACGGCCAGUUCCCGGAAACGUUCGCGAACGACUCGUCGAGCGAGAACGUGGAGGAGUUCCUCAAACGAACGAACAGUAUAGAGUUUCAUAUAUCCGAAUUGGAGACGGACAAAAGUAAAUAUUACACGUCCCGGUCCGUUCCGAGCACGCCGCUGCCCUUCAAACGUGUGCUUCCAAAUCUACAAAUCGACUCGCGCCGCUCGAGGGAGCUGUUCGCAGCGGACACCUACACCAAUAUGUCGAACGGCAUAUCGUCCAAAUCCGUGCCGUCGACGCCUCAGUUGGCCGAAGAUAGAAGUAUCUUCAGUUACAGCAAUCGAGAUUUUCUCAUCAACGGCAAUUCUGUUGAAAUCUGCGGCACGAGCCAAGUGAGACCGCUCGUGGACAACGAGCAGGGUCUCACCUCACCUCUCGACGUGUUGCGAGAGGAUAUUCUGGACCCGUUGACGCCGGCGGCCGACCUCCUAGCUGAUUUAGACAAAAUAGAUGGAGCUCCAUACGUCGACCUGUAG
Molecule: messenger RNA, 3927 nt
Organism: Leptosia nina
Lineage: Eukaryota; Metazoa; Arthropoda; Insecta; Lepidoptera; Pieridae
Source: the annotation of a GenBank genome assembly